Molecule: messenger RNA, 2663 nt
Organism: Carlito syrichta (Philippine tarsier)
Lineage: Eukaryota; Metazoa; Chordata; Mammalia; Primates; Tarsiidae
Product: protein unc-79 homolog
Exons: 14
Coding region: 1-1698 (565 amino acids)
Molecular function (GO): protein binding
Source: RefSeq, a predicted model, not a curated record
AUGGUUCCCGGCAACGCGGCGGGGGUGGCCAAGCAGUUCCUGCGCUGCAUCUUCCACCAGCUGGCCCCGAACGGCAUCUUCCCGCAGCUGUUCCAAAGCACCAUCAAAGAUGGGACCUUUCUGCGCACCCUCGCCACGUCUCUGAUGGACUUCAGCGAGCUGAGCUCCAUUGCUGCCCUCAGCCAGCUCUUGGAGGGUCUAAAUAACAAAAAGAAUUUGCCAGCAGGGGGUGCUAUGAUACGCUGUUUGGAAAACAUUGCUACCUUCAUGGAGGCUUUGCCCAUGGAUUCUCCCAGCAGCCUCUGGACCACAAUUAGCAACCAGUUUCAGACAUUUUUUGCCAAGUUGCCUUGUGUUUUACCUCUGAAGUGUUCUUUAGAUUCCAGUUUGAGAAUUAUGAUUUGCCUCUUGAAGAUACCCUCCACCAAUGCUACAAGGAGUUUGUUGGAACCAUUUUCAAAACUGCUCAGCUUUGUGAUUCAGAAUGCCGUCUUCACGCUGGCCUACCUGGUGGAGCUGUGUGGCUUAUGUUACCGUGCUUUCACUAAGGAACGGGAUAAGUUUUACCUAUCUCGCAGUGUUGUUCUGGAACUUCUGCAGGCCCUAAAGCUCAAAUCUCCUCUACCAGACACAAACCUCCUUCUGCUUGUCCAGUUUAUUUGUGCAGAUGCCGGAACCAAACUGGCUGAGUCAACAAUUCUGAGCAAGCAGAUGAUCGCCGCUGUACCUGGAUGUGGAACCGCAGCGAUGGAGUGUGCGCGGCAGUACAUCAGCGAGGUGCUGGACUUCAUGGCAGACAUGCACACGCUGACCAAGCUGAAGAGCCACAUGAAGAUGUGCUCCCAGCCUCUGCACGAGGACACCUUUGGCGGGCACCUCAAAGUGGGGCUGGCCCAGAUUGCGGCCGUGGAAAUCUCCCGGGGCAACCACCGAGACCACAAGGCUGUGACCCGCUAUCUGCCGUGGCUCUACCACCCGCCCUCCGCCAUGCAACCGAAGGAGUUCAUCGAGUGUGUCUCGCACAUCCGUCUGCUGUCCUGGCUGCUCCUGGGCUCCCUCACACAUAACGCGGUGUGUCCCAACGCCUCCUCCCCCUGCCUGCCCAUUCCUCUGGACGCGGGCUCCCAUGUUGCAGACCAUCUUAUUGUCAUCCUGAUUGGAUUUCCAGAGCAAUCCAAGACCUCCGUGCUGCACAUGUGCUCCCUCUUCCACGCGUUCAUCUUUGCUCAGCUCUGGACGGUGUAUUGUGAGCAAAGUGCUGUAGCCACGAAUGUCCAGAGUCAGAAUGAAUUCAGCUUCACGGCGAUACUGACAGCACUGGAGUUCUGGAGCAGGGUGACGCCCAGCAUCCUUCAGCUAAUGGCCCAUAACAAAGUGAUGGUAGAAAUGGUGUGUCUCCAUGUGAUUAGUUUAAUGGAGGCAUUACAAGAAUGCAAUUCAACCAUUUUUGUCAAGCUGAUACCCAUGUGGUUGCCAAUGAUUCAGUCAAACAUCAAGCACUUGUCAGCCGGACUCCAGCUGCGCCUCCAAGCCAUUCAGAACAACGUGAACCACCACAGCCUGAGGACGCUGCCGGGCUCGGGCCAGAGCAGUGCUGGCCUGGCGGCCCUGCGCAAGUGGCUGCAGUGCGCCCAGUUCAAGAUGGCCCAGGUGGAGAUCCAGUCCUCGGAGGCCGCCUCCCAGUUUUAUCCUCUAUGAGUGGACUCCUCGGCGCUCAGUGUCAGCACUCUGGUUCAGCAAUAAUGGGUUUGAAACAAGCAAUUUGCUCCGAGCAGGUUGGGGAACAUAUUGGUACUGUAAAUUCUCUUUCUAGUUUUAGUAAAAGACGUGCAGAGGCCGGAGAGGGCCGAAACAAAGCUUUCUUGCUACACAUAUUUCUGACGACUCCUUGGGCUAUCUAAGUGUUUCCUUACAUUAUUUUUUAAAAACCAAAUCAUUUUUCUUUAACUAACUUCUAUUUUUUUUAAGAAAAAAAAAAUAGACUGGUGGGUACUCACAGAAAAGUUGUACAAGUCCCCCUGUUGCUAUUUUUGAUGAUAGAGAAUAAAUAGGGUUUUUGAAACCUUUGUAGUGUUUUUUCUUAAAAUCUACUCUUGGCAAUGCAAUAAACAAAUCCGUCACCACAAGCCAGUGACACCUGACUGGAGCUUUUUGUCAUUAUCCUGGGAAAAGUGGCAGCUUGCAAGGAACAUUACAAAGUGCACUUAGAAAUUAGGUGGUUAAACUGUGCCAAUUCUUUCCUUUGUUUUAUAAUAUCGUUUUCCAAAACCGUCCAGUAUAUUUUAUUAUUUCUAAAACUAGUUUUUCAACUCAUUAGUUCUAGGCUGUACUCUCUUGUAAGCUUUAUGACAACCACUUUAGUUUUAUGAAUAAUAAACUUUAUUCUUUUGUUAAUACUUGUAUACAAUUCAAUUUAAAACUGCAGAUUGCAUUCUGGACCAGACAGAUCUGUGCUGGCACAGAGCACUGCACCUGGAGUGACGUUUCGUAAGUGGAGUUUUGAUAGCAUAAGAGCACCAAGAUUUAGAGCACCUAUACCUAGCAUUUGACUGUGCAUUCCAAAUGGAACCUUUCUCCUUUAUCCCUGUAAUGCACUGACUAGAAGAAGACUUACUACACAUUCAAGCUGUAUACUGACAUGCUAUUAAAUGCACUUUUUAUUA